AUGUGGACAUCCCUCUACGACCUUUUGGAUGAGACUCCAAAUUGGAGAAAUCUCCCCAUAAGGGAGAUAAACGCUGUGAUGGCCAGGUGGGGGCCAUUGAAAGUGCGCACCACCACCAACAAUAGGAAAUAUAAAGGAGUUUUGAAACUAUGGGAGAUGACGGCUGAGUCGAUUUUCGGGAGAGGUCGAACAAUUCAAGACGACCUCGAAGAAAAAGGAUUCUUGGUCGUCUACCCAUACGAUCGAAUCGUUUUCGUCCAAGGAAUGGGACAAGACAUUUCUUCGCGGUCCACAGGACCUGGCUUCGCCGUCCUGAAGACCGCAUGGUCUUCUUGA
Caenorhabditis remanei is the source of this 336-nucleotide messenger RNA. RefSeq lists its product as uncharacterized. The record is from RefSeq and is a predicted model, not a curated record. The coding region runs from base 1 to 336 and encodes 111 amino acids. The transcript has 2 exons. Lineage: Eukaryota; Metazoa; Nematoda; Chromadorea; Rhabditida; Rhabditidae.